This is a messenger RNA of Trametes versicolor FP-101664 SS1, 684 nucleotides long. RefSeq lists its product as uncharacterized. Gene Ontology annotation, cellular component: cytoplasm. NCBI's taxonomy places the organism in Eukaryota, Fungi, Basidiomycota, Agaricomycetes, Polyporales, Polyporaceae. The transcript has 2 exons. Gene Ontology annotation, molecular function: zinc ion binding. The record is from RefSeq and is a predicted model, not a curated record. The coding region runs from base 1 to 684 and encodes 227 amino acids.
AUGUCCGGUUCUGCCACUCCUGAACGCGACCACCAGCUCCUCGACAUUGGAAAGCAAUGCUCAGAAGCGUCUUGUCUCGUGGUGGACUUCUUGCCCUUCAAGUGCCAACAUUGCGCACACGCGUACUGUGGUGACCACUUCCUUCCGACCGCUCACCACUGCGAGAAGUACGACGCCGCCAAGCUCGACCGAAUUGCCCCAUCCUGCCCAAUAUGCAACACCCCAGUGGCCAUUCCUCCGGGCCAGGACCCCAACAUCCGCAUGGAGCAGCACAUCAAUACACAAUGCUCUGUCAUGACAGGCAAGUCGGCCAAGGCGAAGUCUACGCCGACUUGCGCUCGUCCGAAGUGCGGAAAGGUGUUGUUUGCUCCUAUACGAUGCGAUUCAUGCAAGCACCAGUACUGUCCACAGCACCGCUUCCCCGCCGACCACUCUUGUGCCGACCUGCCUUCGUCCUCUACUAAGACUUCACCUACUGCUAAGACAUGGACGAACGUCUCGAACCAGACAAGUGCUGCUUCGGCCGCCGCAGUGGCUGCUCUUAAGCGUGCCGCUGCAUCGACCAAUGCGGCCUCCCCCGCCUCGCGCAACCAAGCGCAGAGCAAGAGCAAGCCACCAGCGGCUGCCCCAAAGCCCGUCGCAUCCGCUUCACGCUCUAAUCCGUUUUCGGCCACCGAUCGGUGA